Messenger RNA from Acyrthosiphon pisum (pea aphid), 1007 nucleotides. Its product is annotated as ring canal kelch homolog. The transcript is spliced from 4 exons. Bases 413 to 898 code for a protein of 161 amino acids. Gene Ontology annotation, molecular function: protein binding. The record is from RefSeq and is a predicted model, not a curated record. NCBI's taxonomy places the organism in Eukaryota, Metazoa, Arthropoda, Insecta, Hemiptera, Aphididae.
AAAUUAAAUGUGUACUUAACGUUUCGGUAUAUUUUAUUUUCAGUCUAGCAAGACGGUAAUUUAUUAGACACCUCUCGCAGUCACUCCACGAGGCACAAACGCGAUACACUACACUGUCAUAUAAUAUAGUCGGUACUAUAGUCCGUGUGCACUGUGCAUCAAGAUUCGACAUCAGUUAGAUUUUUUCUUCAGUCUAGCAAUAUAGCAAGUAGAGACCAUCCAGUAUCACUUCCCAAGGUCCAGACUCCAAAUUGCCACAGUCGUCAUUCAGUACUAUAACUAUUACCUAUAUAAUAUAGUCCGUGUGAACUGUGCAUCGAAAUUCGACAUCAGAAUGAUAGGAAUUUUAUAAUUUACUAGUUACUGUACUGAUUUGAAUUCAACCACAAUAAAUACAAAAUAGGUAAUAGAAAUGGACGCCUUACAGACUUCAUCAUGUGAAAGUGAUCCAAAGCAAGAUCUGACAUCCAAAGAAUGUGAACCAAAAAAUUUUAGAAAUAACUCUCACUCAGUCAGAAUACUGGAAGACUUACAAUCUCUGCGAAAAAAUGAAGUUUUGUGUGAUAUUAGAUUUGAAACUGAUGAUGGAUGUGCAACGUUUGGUCAUAAAAAUGUUUUAAUGGCUGCUAGUCCAUAUUUCCGUGAAAUGUUCAGUAAUUAUUUUGAUGAGAGCAUUAGUUAUAUUAUUAUUAAGGGCGUAAGAUCAGUCACUUUUUUGGUACAAAAACAUAACUUACAUGAAAUAUUCUCGCCACGCCAUCCGCAUACUAGUCAGAUUUCGUUCUUUUUAUAUAAAAGAAGAGAACAUUUUGCAGGUCAAAUUAUAGCCCAAUUUUCAAAAUUGACAUAUCAACGAGGCUUGAGAGAUUUUUCUGUUAAGUCAUUUUUAUUAAUAUAAUACACCCCUUUAACCCCCCUCGUCUCCUUCUCUAUAGAAAUCGGGCAGUAGUUUAGUGGAAAAGUGUUAUUACAGGUCACAACUAAAAUAUAAAAUAUAUUUUAAAAUU